Sardina pilchardus (European sardine) is the source of this 2149-nucleotide messenger RNA. RefSeq names its product chromosome 6 C1orf43 homolog (gene ltap1). The record is from RefSeq and is a predicted model, not a curated record. The coding region runs from base 143 to 907 and encodes 254 amino acids. The transcript is spliced from 7 exons. Gene Ontology annotation, biological process: phagocytosis. NCBI's taxonomy places the organism in Eukaryota, Metazoa, Chordata, Actinopteri, Clupeiformes, Clupeidae.
AUGAUCAGCGACAACAAAACAUCCAGAACAGGAAAUGUUAAAUGCAUGGACAACAUCGCCAAUUAAACAAAUAAUGUUCCAACUUGGAUUACCCUUUUGCUGAAGAUCAAUAACUUGAGAGUUGUAACUAACGUAAUCAAUCAUGUCGUCCUCGGACUCGCCUCUCUCUGGAGUCAACGUAGUGCUAGUGAUGGCCUACGGUAGUCUGGUGUUUGUGUUGCUGUUCAUUUUCGUGAAAAGACAGAUAAUGCGGUUCGCUAUGAAGUCUCGCCGAGGACCUCAUGUACCGUUGGGUCACAACGCACCAAAGGAUUUGAAGGAGGAGAUAGACUCACGUCUGUCCAAGGUGAACGACAUCCGCUUUGAACCGCGCCUCCUGGCAGCGGAAGACGAUCGUCUCUCAUACCGGGGUCAGAAUGGUUGCUACAACUACCUAUAUCGAAUGAAAGCGCUAGACGCCAUCAGAGACACUGAUUUACCUUUCCAUGAGCUGGGUCACAGCUCCAGUGCAUUGACUGGCCGGCGUUACAGGAACUGGCUGAUUGAACUGAGAAACUCCAGCUCUCUGGUGAAGACCACGCGCAGCGGCCUCAUUGACAGACUGCUGGAGGGGUACGACAACGCCAGACAUGGAACAGGGGCCUUUGGAGAAACUGAAUUUCUAAAAUAUCAGGACGCUCUGAAUGAACUGGCCACAGUAGUGAAGACCCACUCCAGCUCUGCCAGUCUGAGCCAGCAGCACCAGUCUGCUGCUAAGGACCUGACCAGCUCCCCGGGUCCAUCCUCGGCCUCCACCAUCCAGGUGACCUACCUGCCGUCCGCGGGCCAGCGCAGCAAGAGGCCCAAACACUUCCUGGAGCUCAAGAACUUCAAGGACAACUACAACACACUGGAGAGCACCCUUUAAAACAAAUCAAAGAGAGGGAGAGAGAGAGAGAAGGAGACGUGAGAGGAGGGCACCAGAAAUGCAAACUGGAGAAUCACUGGAACAAAUGACGAGACCGUUUCUACACUUCAUAGAUUUGGAGGGACCGUAUUGGUUCACAACUGUAUACAGUUCCGGACUGAAGCAGCUGCAGGUGGUUUAGAGUGAGUAUCUGAGCAUCGUGGCAUCUACUUCAAAGGAAAGUCAUGGGAGAAAUGUUUCUAUACAUGUUUAGCUGUUUAGCGGUGAAACAUUCCCUGGUACAACAGGAGGUGCCAGAGCCUGACUGCCAUGCGGAGAGUUUUUUUUCAAUCGCACCACAGAGACUGUUGCCGAGAUAAAAACUAUGACUCACCAUCCUGUAUCCUACCACGACCUUGUCAUUUGCAGAAAUUUUAGUUGUUUAAAUUCUGACUUUCUCCCAGCCAAAUUGGAUUAGAUAGGGGAGGAUAGAUUGAGAUCAGGGUUAAGUGACCCUUCCAUAUGCAUUUUAGUAUUGUUUAAGUUGGGUUUAGUUGGAUGCUUUGAAUCUGGUAGUAAUUUCAGGUCCUUGCCUCUGAUGAUCUGGGCUUCCAUUGGGAUACAGUAAUCUUUAUGAAGAACAUUAUAUGAAAUACACACACAAGACUCACUAGCUAAUGUUACAUCAGAGGUGUGUGUGGUAAAUAUCCCAUUUGAGAGAGAAAAGAGUGGGAGAUUAGCCUAUGUUACUGAAAUACCACUGCAGAUGCAUCCUACCCUACAUUAGAGUUGAGACUAUUGCCUUGUGGGUUAUGUACUGUACAUUACCUGUGCCAUCCCCUCAUGUCAAGACUACAGAUCCCAUGAGCCUCUGCGGUCUGCAGCAGCAAACACCAUAGAAAGGUCAUAAUAGCUUAAUUUCUGAACAGCUAAACUGUGUAUUACUCUACUGUGACUCUAAGUGCACUUUUAUUCCAUUUAAUGUAUUUCUGCUUGUUAAUUUUUAGGUGAAUGUUUUACAUUUUAAUGAAAUUGUGUGUGUGUGUGUGUGUGUGUGUGUGUGUGUGUGUGUGUGUGUGUGUGUGUGUGUGUGUGUGUGUCUUUUAGUGAGCGCACAUUCGUUUGUUGCACUUGUAAUCUCAUGAACUACCUUGUGCACAUGUGAUUAACUCGGAGUGCAGUUCCUGUAGUCUGUACCUGAAUGUAAUGUUGCCUCAUAUGUAUGUGAGCCUUUGGAACUGGACCAUAAAAUUCUCAACCUAA